GUCAGACCUUAAACCUCGUUCACGCCCUAGAAGACGCCGGACUGACCAACCAGGAUAUCUACGGGCCUGUACGCAGACUUCUCAAGCGCCUUCAACACCAUAUCACAUGACCGCCUACUGGAAAUUAUGUGGGACCUGGGGAUACCCCAGGACUUGAUACGCAUAGUACAAAACCUUUACGCAAAUGCCCGUACUUACAUACCAGCUAGGACGCGCGCCCCACUCGCAAUUUACCAGCGGGUGGGGCGGCCAAUAGGCCCGCUUCUUAGGUGAAUGGGGCGGUCCCACGCAAAUCGUAACUAUAUCGAAAGUUGCAAAUCCACAUGCAAAUAGCUCAAAAUGCAUGCCCGGAAGCCGCGAGAGAAGUUCCCCGCGCUCCCGGCCCACCAUCGCCCCCCAUCAGACCCCUGCAUGGCCCUUUGCACACGCGAGCAGGCGCUGUAGUCUGCACGCCUCAUCUCUAUACGCUGAUCACACUUAAUCGCAUCCUAAAACAUUACCCGGGAUACUACACCGCGCUUCCGGCGACGGAUGUGGACCCGCAAGCUCUGGGCCUAAGCGUCAUGGCAAGUCUUGUUGUUUCUCUUGAAUGAUGCGCCCAUUCAUGCGUAUGGAAAAGGCGCCUGAACUUCGCCUUGCAACAUUUUGCGUAGGCACCUAAAUCGCUUGCCGCCAGCGUCAGCCAUAACUGCCGUCUGAAGCUUAAACUUUUUAACAAGGAGGUUGACGAACAACACACCCGCUUCAUCAGCGGUCAAGGACAUAAUCGUCGAGUUCCUGGAAGCCAUGCAUGGCGUCAGAGUCAAGAAGUUUCCGCAGUACAAGGCCAAGCUGGCUGCCAUGGCUAGCCUGGACGAGGACAGCCCCAUCACCUCCCUGCCUACCAACAAGUUCAUCCGGUUCUGGGCUAGGAGGGGUGCGCAGCUCGUACUCUCCGCCCUACGAGAGUACCAGAGCGAGGGUGGUGCAGCUGUGAACGGGGAGGGCGGGGAGGGCGGGGAGGGCCAGGGCGACAGCGAGGGUGGAGGCACGGAGGUUGGCGAGGGCGAGGGUGAGGGUGGUGGGGCUGGCGGAGGCGGAGAAGACGGCGACAGCGGUGAGGGCACCAGCCCAGGCGCCAAGCUGCCACUGCGUCUAGGGGGCUUGGUCUCCAGCUUGCUCUGCAACAAGGGGCGCCUGGAACGGGGCGAGUGGAAGACGUGGCAGUACUCCGGCGGGGGCUGCAAGUGCGGCGGCUCCUGCCACGCUGCCCGGGUGUACCUCAGGUGGCCGGAUGGCCUGCCCCUGGUGUGCUAUGCCAGUGGGCACGUGCACGGCACCGUCGCGAUCCACACGGCCGUGGUUGAGUGGGCGUGUAAUCACGACCCCGCCUUCAAGGCGGACUACGAGAGGGCGGUGGCCGAGCGUGAAGCAGCGGCCAAGCAGAGGAAGGAGGGUGGAAUGCAGGCGGCUGGAGCUCGGGACAUGCGGCAGGCAACUGCACGCGGAGUGACGGCUGCCAGUGAUGAGGACAACAACAUCGAGCUGGGCACAGAGGCGCCGCAGCGCGGGAACAAGCAGCCCAAGCCUGGCAGCAAGAGCCGUAGGCAGCUGACAGAUGCGGAGGCGGCGGAGGUGGUGGCCACGUACAAGGAAAAGCGGGCGGCGGGCCUGAAGAACAAGGAGGUGUGGCCAGCAAUCAAUGCCGCCCUGGGCAAGGACUGGUCCAGGAACAAGAUGGAGGCGGCGGCCAAGGCUGCAAGAAUUUGGACGCAGGACCGUCGUGGCCCCAAGAGCAAACGCAACGACGACCUGGAGGAGGAGGAUGCGCAGGACUCUGAGGGGGAUCCUGUGCCGGGGCUCAGUCCGGACGCGCCCGCCAGCAAGUUGGGGCAGACGGGCGGGCAGUUGAAGGCGGGCAGUUGAGGGUGGGGAGGGUGGGGGAACACUAGAUCCAAAUCCAUGAGCGCAAGAGACAAGGAAUGCUGAUUGUAUUGGUAUUGGGUAAAGGGACGUGAGAGAGACAAGGAAUGCUGAAGAUGAUGCCUUAUUAACAUCAGGGAUGGCGGUGGCAAGGCGUAGGCGAGGCGUAGGCGAGAGCAGGCGACACUUGUAAUGCAGGCGAUACGUGUAGAGCAGGCGACACUUGUAAUGCUAGAGCUCAGCGUCUCCCGUCAGCGUCUCCUGUCUCCCGUCCGCAUCGCAAGUGCUUUGCAAGUAGGGUCCCGGGUUGCAGAACAUGCACGGUAGGGACUUGCAGUUUACACCCAAACGCGGUGACGACAGUCCACUGACCGAUUUAUCAAUCCUGCAGCAGCACGCGGGCACUGGAGUCGACGCCUGCUUCAACAAUGUUCGCAGAACGUGCCAGUGCGUGUGAACUCAGCCUAAGUUCCUACAGUAU
Molecule: messenger RNA, 2383 nt
Organism: Chlamydomonas reinhardtii
Lineage: Eukaryota; Viridiplantae; Chlorophyta; Chlorophyceae; Chlamydomonadales; Chlamydomonadaceae
Exons: 8
Coding region: 787-1905 (372 amino acids)
Source: RefSeq, a predicted model, not a curated record